This is a messenger RNA of Chiroxiphia lanceolata (lance-tailed manakin), 5606 nucleotides long. RefSeq names its product inositol polyphosphate-4-phosphatase type II B (gene INPP4B). The transcript has 34 exons. Gene Ontology annotation, cellular component: cytoplasm. The coding region runs from base 2562 to 5606 and encodes 1014 amino acids. The record is from RefSeq and is a predicted model, not a curated record. Gene Ontology annotation, molecular function: phosphatidylinositol-3,4-bisphosphate 4-phosphatase activity. NCBI's taxonomy places the organism in Eukaryota, Metazoa, Chordata, Aves, Passeriformes, Pipridae.
CGCCCCGCCCCUCCCGUGAGGGGGGUCGGUGAGGGGGGAUCCAGGGAGGCUUUCCCUUCUCCCUCCCUAUCCCUCCCGUGCGGCGGAGCCGCACGGGAGGGAUAGGGAGGGAGAAGGGAAAGCCUCCAGAGAGCCUUCCACUUCAAAGCCGGUGUGGCUGCUCCGCUGUCACCCGCUCCCUCCCCGCGCACAUAAGGUUUCAGCGGGACGCCCCCGGUGUGUGAGGCGGCGGUGCCGCCCUCAGCCUUGGCGUGCGCAGCCCGUCGGCGUCCUCCUGCUUUAAAUGCCGCUCGUGGUUCCUUUAGCUGUUGCUGGGUUUUGGGUGCCGGCGUGCUUGCGGCCGGCAGCCCUCUCUCAAGAGAAGGUUCUGCUGUUCAGAGCGGCUCUGGCAGGGCGGGCGAUUAAUGCCCGACGCGCAUCCGAGGGUGUUCCCAUCCUUACCUGAGCCUGCUCAUCCUUAUUUUUGACCCGGUUUAGCGCCGGUUUUCAACACUCAAAUCUUGUUAACGUGUCUUGCUUUUUCAUACCUCGUUUCCAGCACGAGGGGAAAAAAAACCCCUCAAACCCCAAAGUUCCGCAAUUCUCAAGGGCUGAGUGUUAUCAUACAAUCACAGAAUCACAGGAUGGUUUGGCUUGGAAGGGUCCCGAAAAGUCGUCUGGUUCCAAUCCCCCCUGCGAUGGGCAGGGAUGUCACCCACUGGAUCAGGUUGCUCAGGGCUCCACCCAACCUGGCCAUGUUACCUGUUGAGAACCAGGUAACGUGAAAAGUCACAAAGUUGUAUUAAAACCAUAAUCACUUGUAAACAAGCUGGAAACCAAACUCCACUUCCUUACUCAAAUAAAAUCCUUUAGGCCAAUUCAUUGGUGACAUAAGCUGGGUGUGCUGGCAAAGCCUUCUCCUUGGUUUUCUGUUGCUCAAUCCAAAUAUCUGUGUGCUACGAGGCUGAGUAAUACCUGUUAUUCAGCAUCAGGAGAGCAGGGAAAAUGAGCCCAAUUAAUCCCUGGUAGUAUUUGAAGUAGAACAGGUGUAGAAUCUGAGCUGGAGCUUAGCUUGGCAACAUAUACUGUUAACUUAAGGGUAAGAAAAAAGACCCACAAACACUACAGGGACAGCUGUAAGAUACUACAGCUGUCAAAAAAAACAAAACAUGAAACCAAGAAGUUCAGAGUUAACUUGAAAAUCUAGUCCACUGUUUAUAAAAUAAACUGUUUUUAAAAUAAAAAUAAAUUGCUCAAUUAAACUGCUCAGAUAACUUGAACCUUUCUCCUCUGUCCUCCAGUUUUCUGUUUGCUCCUCACAAAUGUAAAGUCUGGUUCUAGAAAUCCCUGUGCAAUUACUGAGUCACUACAGUCCAGUAUAAAUUGUGUUGAUCAAGGGCUUUUUACAAGAACUUAACAAAGGUCAGAGACUGUUGCCACCAACAUCUUAAUUAUCUAAAUUGUGUUUGUAAAGUACAUUCUACUGGAAUGAUAUGUUCUUUUUUUUUUUUUUUUUUUUAAAAAGGACUUUGUAGUUAAUAAUAUCCAUAAAAAAAUUAACCUUGAAGAAGGUGCUGGGUUGUGUAGCUUGUAUACCCGUGGACUUUAAUGCUCUGCCUUUUGUGAUAAGUACUAAGAAUGUUUUAAUUUUCUCAAGUUCACUAGUACAAACUUUCUCCUUUUUUUAUUUUAUUUAUUUUUCUAAGUAUCUUCUGGAGCCAGAUGGGAAGACGAGUCCACUCAGGAGCUCAAACAGAACUCUGAAAGUGAGAAGAACUGAAAGCAGGAUGCCAGAGACACAUUUAUGGAAAGGGGUAAAGUGAGACCUUAACUGGGCAGAGAAUCAUAUGAACAGUGGAAGGAGAAAGAAAGUUUGGAGCAUGUCCUAGGGCAUGGCUUGCUUCACAGUGAACAUUUCCAGCCAUCCCAAAGUAAUAAUGCACCAACUUUGCAUGGCAGGGAAAAAGCAACCAACAAAAUAUCCUCUGAAUGGCAUUGACCAACACAGGAGAAACUUAUAACAACCUGUUUAUUCAGCUUGAUGGUAUUAAUAAACACUCAACCGAACAUUCAGUGGAAAAAAGAAGAAUGUGAAGGACAACUCUCAUUCAGCUGUCAUUCCUACCGCUGUGUAAACUGGGUGACAAAGGAGAGAUGAGAUUAUAUCAGCUUUUUAAUAAGAAAUUUAAGGAGCAUCUUUCUCAGACCACCUCAUGCAGUGCUUCUGGAUUUAAGACCCUAGAAACUGCAGAAAAUGGUGAACCCAGCUAUCCAUGAUGUCUUUCAAUGGAAGCAUCGAAGAUUAACUUGGAGAAGCAUAGAGAAAGAGAUGGGAAGUUAAAGACAGAGGUAGCUGCUGGACAAAGACCCUGGGCUUGCUUUUCUCUGGCUGCUGACUGCCUCCAGGUUUUGUGUGAAGGAAAACACAGAGCUCAACUACUCAGGCUGGGGAUGGAUGAUUCAGAGUGAUUGGUUUCCUGUGGCUUGGCCGUGGCUGCUGCUGUCCCCAUGUGUUCAUCACUAAUCAGCUGCAAGAACCGAGGGAGAGAUGGUGCCGACUGAAAGGAAAUCUGCUUUUUCUAAUGAAAAAUAAGAGCUCUGAUGCCUCUGAAGUGGUAAUCCUGGAGCGCUACUGGGUUGUGGAGUUCAGGAGUAAAGCAGAUGUUUCAAUAGUUCUCAAGUUUCAGAGUGGAGAGCCGGAUCUUUACCUCGAAGCUGCCUCGAAGCCGGAUUGUGAGUCUUGGGCUGUGGCACUGGGAGAGGCAAACUCGGAAGGUUUGCGGGGUAAAAUUCAGCAGCUCCGGAGGUUGAUCAUGGAAAUCAAAGAGGAGAGAUCAGCAGAUGAAGGACGGCAGUUUCUCCCUCCAUCCCAAGCAGACAGCCUAGGAGAGCCCCAGUUUACGAGUAUUCAGAGAAUUGCAAAUGAGCCAAAGCUGGAGUUCAGUCUUGCAUGCAAGGAUCUAGUGGCUGCUACCCGUGAUCGGAAGCUGAACACGUUUAUACAAGUCUCAGUGGUGCAUCCAGCAGAGCACAUUUUGACGAGGUAUUCAAGCACUGAAAUCGUGGAGGGUACAAGAGAUCCACUGUUUUUGACUGGUGUGACAUUCCCACCGGAAUACCCCAUCUAUGAGGAGACUAAAAUAAAACUGACAGUCUAUGAUGUCAAAGAUAAAUCUCAAGACACGGUCCGCACCAGUGUCCUACCUGAUCACAAGGAACCAAGAGCAGAUGUUGGGAGAAGCUUCCUGGGCUGUGCAACUUUUAGAGUAGGAGAUCUGGUAAAAUCAAAGGAGCAACAGUUGACCCUUACCCUCAGAACUUCUGAUGGUGGAAAGGCAGUUGGUACCAUUGAAGUCAAUCUGGUGAAGAUGGGAGAGCUGGAGGAUGGGGAAACAGACCACAUCACAACAGAUACCCAGGAUCAAAAGUGUGCAUUGGUUCGUGAAUGUACAGCCACUGAAGGCAUAAGUGGGAAAGACAACCUGCCCUCAUUAAAUGCAGUGCUAAAAAACCCGAUUUGUAAGUUAUAUAGAUUCCCUACUUCUGACAACAAGUGGAUGAGGAUCCGGGAACAGAUGGCUGAGACCACCCUCUCUUUCCACGUUCCUAAAGAACUAAUAAAUCUGCACAUAAAGGAGGAUAUGAGAAGGAAUCAGGAACUUAAAGACCUGGGAGAACUUGCUCCUCACUGGGACAACAUGCGCAAAAGUGUGAUUGCUCACUGUGAUCAGAUGUUGAGCAUGUACCAGGAUACUCUUGCGGAGCUUGGGAAGCACACAGGUUCUUCCUUCAAAUCAAGCUGUAGCAAAGGAGAAAAAACACUAGAAUUCAUCCCAAUAAAUCUUCAUCUGCAAAGAAUGCAUGUGCAUAGUCCUCGAUUGAAAGAUGCUUUGUAUGAUGUCAUCACCGUGGGAGCCCCAGCAGCGCAUUUCCAAGGAUUUAAGAAUGGUGGUCUCCGGAAGCUGCUGAGUAAAUUUGAGGCAGAAAGAAGAAAUACUGGAUACCAGUGUAUUUACUACUCACCUGAAAACACAGCCAAGGCAAAAGAAGUUCUCAGCAACAUCAAUCAUCUACAACCUCUUAUAUCAAGCCAUGCAGACCUGCUGCUUAGUUCUGCAAGCCAGCGUUGUCCAGACAGCUUGAAGAAUUCUUUAAAGAUGCUUUCAGAAAAAACGGAGUUAUUUGUGCAUGCAUUUAAGGAUCAGCUGGUCAGAAGUGCCCUUUUAGCACUGUACACAGCCCGGCCUGGCUGUGUCCUCAAGAAACCAGCUGUGCCUAGAAACAGUGCAGAAGAAGGGGGUGAUUCACAGCACCAGGAUCAUCCUUCUCAGAUUAAAAGGCAGGACUCUAUACCCCAUCAUUCUGAAUAUGAUGAGGAAGAGUGGGACAGGGUGUGGGCCAAUGUGGCAAAGAGUUUAAACUGUGUUAUUGCCAUGGUGGACAGACUGCUUGAAAAAGACAACAUCAGCAGCAUUAAAGAGGAUCAAAAUGACCCUUCAGCAGCAGACUGCAAGGUGUUGCAUACAGGUGGUGACUGGUACGAACAACUUUAUCCACUGGUGAUUACGCUGAAGGACUGCAUGGGAGAGGUGGUGACCAGGGCGAAGCAAUCCAUGGCCUUUGUUCUGCUCCAGGAGCUUGCCUGCGGUUUGCCACAAUGUUUGAUGCUGACCCUGAGGAGAGACAUCGUCUUUAGUCAAGCACUCGCUGGAUUGGUCUGUGGGUUUAUAAUCAAAUUGCACACAGGUUUACACGAUCAAGGAUUUUUACAACAGCUUCAUACUGUUGGAUUGCUCGUGCAAUAUGAAGGACUCCUUAGUACAUACAGUGAAGAAGCAGGGAUGCUGGAAGACAUGGCUGUGGGCAUUUCAGAUUUGCAGAAAGUAAUGUUUAAAGUCAUUGAAGCCAAAUCAGAAGAUUUUUUGCCUAUUAUAACUGGCAGGCGUGAGCAUUACAUUAUAGAGGUCCAGCUUCCAGCAAAGAUGUUUGAGUUGCUGCCACAAGAGAUUAAAGAAGGAAAGCUUCUUCGCAUGUAUCCAGUACUCUUUAAUGUUGGAAUCAAUGAACAGCAAACACUUGCAGAGAGGUUUGGAGAUACCACUUUGCAGGAAAACAUUAACCAGGAAAACUUAGAACUCCUCAAAGAAUAUUACAAGUUAUUUACGGAAAAAAUGCCUCCUGAUUGUCUACCACAUUUUCAAGAACAAAAUGAUUUAAAGGGAUUGCUAGAAAAUCUCCAUCAAAAUAUCCAGGCCAAAAGGAGAAAGAAUGUAGAAAUCAUGUGGCUGGCUGCAACGAUUUGCCGGAAGCUGAACGGCGUCCGCUUCACCUGUUGCAAAAGUGCCAAAGACCGGACAUCCAUGUCGGUGACGCUGGAGCAGUGCUCCAUCCUGAGGGACGAGCAUCAGCUUCACAAGGACUUCUUCAUCCGGGCACUGGACUGUAUGAGAAGCAGACAAACCCAGGGAGCACUGAAUGAAUCGGAUGAUCCCGAAACAGGCUGUCUAACUGAUAACAAGCCAACUUCUCGACACUUCUAUCCUGUCGCCUUGCUGCUUGUCAGCUCACACUUGCUGGUUGUGUGGCUUAUUUUAAGUCUUGCUUUGCUAUUAGCCAAAUAUCAAUAA